AUGUUGGCUGCCACGGCUACGUCUGCUUCCCCUUCAGUUAAUGUGGGCAUGCACGCUGCCUUCCCUCGCGGGCCGUAUCUGCUUGAGCUUCUUGAGACAGCUGCUGGGGAAAACUCGACUGCGUAUUUCCCACUUCUUGAUAAAAUUGCCAGUGGCCAUUUUGCAUCAGCCAAUUCAGACGCAGAGCUCUACCAUCAGUUCCUCCAAGUUCUUCAGGAAGAUAGCCAUAUCAUCACACCCGAUGCCCUUUCUACCUUCAAGCUAUCUCUUUCCCUACGGGCUGCCGCACCGCGUAUUGAAGCGCAUUACCAAUAUUACAGUACAGCUGUAAACCCAGCAUCUCAAAUAGAUGCUGCUGAUGACUGCCAGAGCUGGGCUUUGAUUGACAACCAAAAAUAUUGUUCUCCGGGGCUCGCCGCAGCUGUCGAGGGCGAAGUAGACUCCAAACAAGCAAAAGUGCUACCAUUUGAUCGUGUUCUGGGACGCGGAAAGGAUGCCAUCCUUUAUGCUGAUCCUACGCACACCUCUUUUGGUCCAUUCCAUGAUACCCUCUCCCAAGCUGCAAAGCAGGGUGGUCUCUCCUACAGACUGCGGUACCGUCGAAGCCCUGGUGCUUCCAACUCUUCCUUGCCUGUGAGCGGCUACGGUGUUAAAUUGGAUCUGAAGCGGACUGAUUACAUCGUAAUCGAUGAUCGUGAACCAGGCCAUGAGGCCCAAAGACAACCUGUUAUGGCAGAUGUUGAUCUUGACACUAAUGAGGAGGUUGCUGACCUGAAGCCUCUUUCGUCUUCUGAGCUUGCAUCUCUGGGUCUCAAGACUGCGUCUUUCAUCCUCAAGAGCGAUAACCCCCUCGAUGCUUUGGUAAAAUCGACACAAGACUUUCCCAAGUUCUCAGCGUCCAUUGCCUCCCACGAGGUUACUCAAGGGUUCGCCGAGGAACAAGAGAAAAACACGGCAGCUGGUGUCCCUAGUGGAAUCAACUUCCUUUGGAUGAACGGCGUUCAGCUCAUUGAGCGCCAGAUUGAACCGUUCACACUCAUAGAAAUGAUUCGGCGUGAGCGCAAACUUAUCGAUGGUGUACGCGAACUUGGCCUCGAUGGCCAACAGGCUGUCUCACUCUUGGGUCAUUCCGAGAUUGCCAGUUCUAAAUCUGAUGAUGAACCUCCAAGAUUUGACUGGACUGAUCGGCUGGAGGAUGGGAAAGCUGUCAUGUGGCUCAACGACCUUGAGAAUGAUGCCCGAUAUCAAAAGUUCCCCAGCGAUUUGACUGCUCUCCUCCAGCGCGCAUAUCCAGGUCAGCUUCCACAGGUCGCCCUCAACCUCUUCCAUGUUGUUGCACCCGUCGAUUUUACCAACCUUGAAGAUGGGAGAGCUUUUGGGCAGUUAGCCCAGUUCAUGCAACGCGGGAUCACUAUAAGAUUCGGUAUUGUUCCUUUAGCCACCACUCCUGCCUCUAUCGCUCAAGCCAAGGUUGUCUAUCAUUUGAUGGAAACUUAUGGCUUUGAAUCUCUAAUUACUUAUCUACAAGAGAGCGAAGAGGGCCCCGAGGGUGCGGCGGAUAAGAGGUCGUUCGCCAAAGCCAUCGAUGGACGAGAACUGCUGCCAACAAAGACUAAGAUGACCUUGAGCGAAGUUCUUGAGGCCGAGUCUUACGUGCAGAGAAUUAAGGCAGGCCAGGCCUGGGCAAGUCGCCUCAACGCCGACACCGCUGUGCGCCCAAUUCUCGUUAAUGGCAUGGCUAUCCCACGCGAAAAGAAUUGGGUGCAGGUAAUGGGCCAGCGGUUGACUGAGGAUCAGCAGACAAUCCAGAAAGCUGUGUACUUUGGGCACAUUAAUGAGGAGGCACCCGUUUCAGAUCUCUUUCUUAACAUUGCUCUUUCAAAGAGAAAUGCCUAUAUCUUCCCUGAUGACGACAAGACUCUUCGUGUCCUGGAUGUCAACAAGCUCUACACAGACCAUGCGGGGCUAUUUGGUAGAAUAGCUGUCUUGCCUGCCGCUGCUGAGAGUGCCAAAGAAGACUGGACGGUACUCACCGUCAUUGCCGAUCUCAACACUGACGAUGGGCAAGAUCUCCUGCUUACUGCUCUUGAGUUCAAACGCAACAACCAGGGAGCCCGGCUUGAUCUUGUUCACAAUCCUUCUUCAACUUCAAAUGCCCAUGCCAUCAACGGUGCAUUCAAGCUCAGCGAGGUUAAACUUGCAGGGAUGAGGUGCAAGGACGAUCUGAAGGCUGUGCUCGAAGCAUCAUGGACAGCGGAAGACGACGGGUUUGGUGCCGCUCUAGCUAACUUUCUGUCUACUUCCAACAUUCAACCUGGAACAAAGGGUUUGCUCCUCAAUGGUCGAUUCGUCGGUCCCUUACCAUCUAGUGUGUCUUUCAAAGAUGACGACCUGGAGCAGCUUUUGGAAUUUGAACGACGCAAUAGGAUCCUUCCCGUUUAUGCCGCGAUCAAAGAACUCGGCUUCACGGAUAAAUUGUCCGAUCCCAUUGCUGCUGCGAAGCUCACCUCCAUCACGGCGCUUUCUACUAUCUCGGACCUUCCUCAGGGUAUAUUUGAGUCCGCCCCAUCGAUACGAAGUACCCUCUAUAGCACUUGGAAUUCAAAGCACAGCUGUAUUGAGGUCGGCAAACCGGAAACUGCGAGCGUCCAUAUCGUUGGUCUCGUCAAUCCCACUAGUGAACAAGGACAGAGAUGGGCUCCUAUCCUCAAGGUCCUGUCAGAACUUGAUGGUAUAUACCUGAAGCUCUUCAUGAAUCCAAAGGAAUUGACAGGGGAACUCCCCAUUAAGCGAUUCUUCCGCUACGUGCUUGAUUCCACGCCAUCCUUUGACGAUUUUGGUCACGUUAACAGCCCCAAGGCUACUUUCAAGGGCCUUCCUUCAGAAGUACUAUUGACAGCAGGCAUGGACGUCCCUCCUGCUUGGCUGGUGGCUGCCAAAGAUUCCAUCCAGGAUUUAGACAACAUUAAGCUUAGCUCUGUCAAGACAGAUAUCGAUGUGGUUUACGAAUUAGAGAACGUUCUCAUUGAAGGCCACUCGAGAGAUGGCAAGCGGGGUGCUCCAAGGGGUGCGCAAUUGGCGUUGACAACCGAAAACGAUCCUCUUAUAACAGAUACCAUUGUUAUGGCUAACCUCGGGUACUUCCAGUUCAAGGCCAAUCCCGGAUUCUAUAGCAUCCGACUCAAGGAAGGCCGCAGCUCAAAGAUCUUCACUAUUGAGAGUGCUGGCGCCCAGGGCUAUGCUCCUGUACCUGGAGACGAAGGCACAGAUAUUGCACUCAUGGACUUCAAGGGUACAACCUUAUACCCACGGCUAAAUCGCAAGCCCGGAAUGGAAGAGGCUGAUGUUCUCGAGUCGCCCGAUAAUGAGAGGGAUGGCAUUGUUGCCAAAGGUCUCAAGUUUGCGGAAAGUCUCCUUGGAGGCGCCAAAUCGUCCAAGGAAAUCUCAGCUCAAGAACAUGCUGAAAUCAACAUCUUUAGCGUUGCUAGCGGCCACUUGUAUGAACGCAUGCUCAACAUCAUGAUGGUUUCAGUUAUGCGGAAUACCAAACAUACAGUCAAGUUCUGGUUCAUUGAGCAGUUCCUCUCCCCAUCGUUCAAAGAAUUCAUCCCUCAUAUGGCAGCUGAGUACGGGUUUAAGUACGAGAUGGUUACCUACAAAUGGCCUCACUGGCUUCGUCAACAAAAGGAAAAGCAGCGCGAGAUAUGGGGAUACAAGAUCCUAUUCCUUGAUGUAUUGUUUCCUCUCUCCCUGGACAAAGUCAUCUUUGUUGACGCGGAUCAAAUUGUUCGGACCGACAUGAUCGACCUUGUGAACCAUGAUCUUGAAGGCGCACCAUAUGGUUUCACGCCCAUGUGCGACUCACGUACAGAAAUGGAAGGCUUCAGAUUCUGGAAGCAAGGUUACUGGGCGAAUUAUCUUCGCGGACUACCAUACCAUAUUUCGGCGCUCUACGUUGUCGACCUUAACCGCUUCCGCCAGCUAGCAGCAGGAGAUCGCCUUCGACAACAGUACCACACACUUUCAGCUGACCCCAACAGCUUGUCUAACCUGGAUCAAGAUCUCCCAAAUAAUAUGCAGUUCGCCAUUCCAAUCCACAGUCUUCCUCAGGAGUGGCUCUGGUGCGAAACCUGGUGCAGCGAUGAGAGUUUGACUGGGGCACGCACUAUCGACCUUUGCAACAAUCCUCAAACCAAGGAGCCAAAGCUCGAUCGUGCAAAGCGUCAGGUCCCGGAGUGGACUGUUUACGACAAUGAGAUUGCGGCCCUCGAUCGACGGCGUAAGGGUGUUGCGGGUAAGAACGAAAACAAUGAAAGCAGAGAAUCGGAGAAUAGAGCACAUGCAAAGGAUGAGCUCUAG
Fusarium poae is the source of this 4359-nucleotide messenger RNA. RefSeq lists its product as uncharacterized. The coding region runs from base 1 to 4359 and encodes 1452 amino acids. The record is from RefSeq and is a predicted model, not a curated record. Gene Ontology annotation, molecular function: UDP-glucose:glycoprotein glucosyltransferase activity. The transcript has 4 exons. Gene Ontology annotation, cellular component: endoplasmic reticulum. NCBI's taxonomy places the organism in Eukaryota, Fungi, Ascomycota, Sordariomycetes, Hypocreales, Nectriaceae.